CCAAGUGACACACCGCGGCGAGCAGGAACAUGGCGCUCGGAGCGACGUAGCGGCGGAGGAGAGGCAAUCCCGUCGACGAGCCGGCAGCCCUCGAUGUUGCUCAUGGGUCAGCCGUCCCGAGACACCCUGCUGUGCUGUGGUGUGACCAGUGAAGGCAUGUUCAACCAUAAACAAGGUUUUCCCACCAUGUUUGGAAAGAAAAAGAAAAAGCUUGAAAUUUCUGGCCCUUCUAACUUUGAACACAGGGUGCAUACUGGAUUUGAUCACAGAGAACAGAAAUUCACAGGACUACCUCAGCAGUGGCAUAGUUUACUGGCAGACACAGCAAAUAGGCCGAAGCCUAUGGUGGAUCCCUCAUGCAUCACACCCAUCCAGCUUGCUCCUAUGAAGACCAUUGUUAGAGGAAAUAAACCUUGCAAGGAUACUUCAAUCAAUGGCUUGCUUGAAGAAUUUGACAAUAUCUCUGUGACUCGCUCCAACUCCCUUCGGAAGGAGAGCCCUCCCACCCCACAUCUGGGACACACGAACCAUGUUGAAAUCCACCAGAAGGAAAAUGGCUACAUCACAUAUUCUCAGUAUUCAAGUGAGUCAGAGACUGCGACAGACUUCCUCAUGGACAAAUACCGAGGCAAAGGUCUCCAUGCAGAAGAGUUGGACAGGUUCUCCAGAGGCAGCUGUGCUGCCAAACAAAAUGGCCAUGUGGUGAAAAUGAAACCCAGUGAAAUGUAUUUUUCGGAAGCUAAGCCUCUGAAGUCUGACAUCUCUAGGUUCCUACCAGAUUAUCAUGCUCACAUCGAAACAAAAAGUAAACUGGAUGACUUUGGUGGCCUGAAGCUGGAAUAUCAGAGGGCUCUGAGUGGAUCUUCUCUGGAUUAUAAGGAGUCUUUUCAUUACACUCCUACUAGAACUUCCCUUCACAGCCAAUGCUCAAGAGAGAGACUAGAAUACAGUGACGACGACUGGGCCAAGGAUGACUAUGACAAAAGACCAAAGUCGUCCUAUGUAGACCAGACAAGCCCCCAACCUGCCAUGAGACAGAGGUCCAGGUCAGGCUCCGGUCUGCAAGAGCCAAUCAUGCCCUAUGGAGCAAGUGCUUUUAAGUCAAAUCAGCAAGGCCAUUCGUAUAGUUCAUAUACCUACCCUCGAUUGUCUGAAACAGCAGCAGGCAUUCCAAAGCUGGAUUAUGAUCGGGCACAGAUGGUCGUAAGCCCGCCACUGUCUGGAUCAGACACUUACCCCCGAGGCCCAACCAAGCUACCUCAAAGCCAGAGCAAAGCCGGCGGCUACCAGUACCCAGCUGUCUACCACAAAUUCUCUCACUACCACCACCAGCCUUCUCUGCAGCCAAGCUCGCAUUACAUUUCCACAGCUUCUUACCCAAGCUCCCCCAGCAUCACUUCGAGUGCUUACCCUCCGCCGAGCUGGGGCUCGUCCUCAGACCAGCAGACCUCCCGGGUGUCACACGAGCAGUUCCGGGCAGCCUUGCAGCUGGUGGUGAGCCCUGGAGACCCUCGCGAAUACUUGGACAACUUCAUCAAAAUCGGGGAAGGCUCCACCGGCAUUGUCUGCAUUGCCACGGAGAAGCACACAGGGAAGCAAGUUGCAGUGAAGAAGAUGGAUCUCAGGAAGCAGCAGAGAAGGGAGCUGCUCUUCAAUGAGGUUGUCAUAAUGAGAGACUAUCAUCAUGAAAACGUGGUCGACAUGUACAACAGUUACCUUGUGGGUGAUGAGCUGUGGGUUGUGAUGGAGUUUCUGGAAGGCGGUGCCUUGACAGACAUAGUGACUCAUACCAGAAUGAAUGAAGAACAGAUUGCUACCGUCUGUCUGUCUGUACUAAGAGCUCUGUCCUACCUUCAUAAUCAAGGCGUUAUCCACCGGGACAUCAAGAGUGAUUCCAUACUUCUCACAAGUGAUGGGAGAAUAAAAUUGUCAGAUUUUGGGUUCUGUGCUCAAGUUUCAAAGGAUGUUCCAAAACGGAAAUCACUGGUUGGAACCCCAUACUGGAUGGCACCUGAAGUGAUUUCUAGAUUGCCUUAUGGAACGGAGGUGGACAUCUGGUCCCUCGGCAUCAUGGUAAUAGAAAUGAUCGACGGAGAGCCUCCGUAUUUCAACGAGCCCCCUCUCCAGGCAAUGCGCAGAAUCCGAGACAAUUUACCACCAAGAGUAAAGGAUCUGCACAAGGUCUCAUCGGUACUGCGCGGCUUUUUAGACUUGAUGCUGGUGAGGGAACCUUCGCAAAGAGGAACAGCUCAAGAACUCUUAAGACACCCUUUUCUGAAACUGGCUGGGCCUCCUUCUUGCAUUGUGCCUCUCAUGAGGCAGUACCGGCAGCACUGAAUCCAGCAGCUUUGAUUAUUUUGGGGAGAGGUCUGCGCAGAGGCUGGAUAGAAGCUGCUGACUAAGCAGAAAGCCCCAGUGAGCUGAAAAAUCAACUGCUGCUGCUGAAAUGAUUCUGUACACAAUGCAGGAAACUUCUCCAGGUUUGUGAAGCUGUUUCUUGCUUUGAAAAUGGGACGUGUUGAUGGCUCAUACGAGAUGCUCAUGAGAUGCUCCUCCCUUGGUCAGUUACUGCUUUCAACCUAGUGAUGUCCAAGGCAGAAGGGUGUUCUUCCAAGACCCACUUGCAGAGGUUUGGGCAGGGAACCUCACAGCACAACCCGGAUGGAACACCAGGAUCAUAUUCAAAAUCAGAGUAAAACAGCACUUCUACUUCAGAAGGACAAAAAAGUAAAAGAAGAAGCAGCACUUUUUAUCUCAGUGGUAGCAGCAUGAUGUAUUUUGAAAUGAAUUUGUAAUUUUCUGUACAUCGCUUUUGAUAAUUUACAGUACUUUGAUGUCAUAGUGAUGGUGUUAAUAGAAGUGAUAGGUGUAACUUAGCAAGCAUUUGAGCAAGAUCUUUCCUACUUUUUUAUCCCUUUUGAAGAGAAAGGAACACUCAUACAUAUCCUAGCAGUUCAGAAUGUUGGCAAAAACUUCUCAGCUGUGCCAGUCUAAUGUACAUCUUCAUUUUGCAAAUGUUCUAUUUGCUGGCAAUGCUGGAUCCCUUUUCCCCUUGAGAUAAUGCAGGAGCAAUGCUUGUUCUGAAGCGGUAAGUACCAGUAUAUGCCGGUGCUGCUGUCAAAGGCAGCCUCACAUAUCUUGAUUUUAUCAGAUGGAGAGGGCAACUCAUGGGCAGUGGUGGCAAACGAUCAGCCGCCACAAAAAGAACACUGUGGAGACUUGCUGGUCAGGGUAAAUGUGAUAUUUAAGAGCUACAUCCACCUAAAAGAACACAAUCCUGUGCACUUUUAGACAGAACAAAGUCAGAGAUCUCCCAGCAUUCCCCUCGGACAACAGCUAGGCGUCACUGGCGGGUGCAUGCUGGGAGUUGUAGGUCUUUUUUCCUUUCUCAGCAUGCAUCAGGUUGCGCCCGGACUGUGCUGCAUCAGUCCUGAAUAUUGUCAACAGUCACUGCAGCUGAGCGACACCUUUCCCUGCCAAGUUCCCUCAUUUGGACCCAGUCAGGGCUCUGCAUGGCAAUAGGGGACACGGCAAGAGCCUCACAGGGUGGUGCCAAAAUGGGCAAUCAGUAGAAACGAGAUAAUGAAUCACAUUGCAAGCCACAAUAUACAGAGGGCUGGCUGGGAAUGCUGAGGCCUCUGGAACUUCUCUUCUGGCCUAACUAUACUUAGGGUUGAGCCCUUAUUCAUUCUUAGGCCCUCUGGAACCAAUGGGAGGUAAAAUAGCCACGACUAACCUUGAUUGUAAUGGGUCUGCUCUAGUUAUGACUAAGUCAGGAUCCAACACAGUCAAUGGAUCGUCUUCUGUUUGAUGAGUGACACACUUCAGGGGUUGGAACUGAUGAGCACUUAAUUAACUGCGCUGCUGGAAGAGGGCUCCUCCUUCCCUUAGCCUUCAGAAGAUGCUGCAUAGGCAAGAGAUUCUGCUGAAUGGGUGACCUGUGUGAAGGGAGAAUCUCAAGGAUUAGAUGGAGGAGACCUUCUGCCAGUGGAGGCCUUCCCUUCAUCCUGUGGACAGCAGAUCUCAACUCCAGCCCAAGUCGUGUAGUUCCAAACUGUGUGUGGAUUGCUCUUUAGGAGCAGUUCUGUUUGAAUGCAAAACCUGCCAGUCGCAUGCAGAGCAACCUGGAACACACUUCACAGAUUCCAUUUUCACAUCACUGAUGGAUACAUGCCAAGUUCAACUCCAGGAGAAGGGUUAAUUAUUGUUCUCAGCUAGCAAUAUGGACAUGUGUUCAUUUUUGUCUGAGCUAACUCCCGUGCCAGAACAUUAGUCCUCAUUAUUCAUAUCCAUGCUUGAGAAAGCAAAGACUGAAUCAGCAAGUCCAAGAAAGUCCAGACAGUGAGUGGGCAUUUUUUAAAAUCUGAAUUGAGGCAUUGUAAGAUUAUGUUGAACUGUUUGCUAUACAGGGAGAAAUGCUGUCUAAACUCUUUUGGAAUGUUAAUUCAGCAGUAACUACUUCAACCAGUUUUGUGUUGCUUGUUGGAUAAAUUUGCAUGUUUACCAUAGGCCUAUAGAGAUUUGCCUUUAUAAGUGCUUCAUGAUUAUUUCAACGAUGGAGAAUUUAUUUAUUUAUUUUUAAUUAAGCUUAAUAUGAAAGCCAUGUAUUUGCCAAGUUUUUUGUUCUUGCUUUUACUGACUUCACUGGAAAAAAAUCCGACACUAAAAUGAACUAUCUGGUCUAUCUAAUCUAAUCAUUAUCUAAUCAUUUAUCUAAUCACUAUCUAAUCAUUUUGAAUUGUGAAGGGGUUUCCUUUUUACCAAUCAGUUGGCCAUUACUUAUUGUAAUAAAAGAGAGGCAAAACAUUA
Molecule: messenger RNA, 4809 nt
Organism: Varanus komodoensis (Komodo dragon)
Lineage: Eukaryota; Metazoa; Chordata; Lepidosauria; Squamata; Varanidae
Gene: PAK5
Product: p21 (RAC1) activated kinase 5
Exons: 10
Coding region: 94-2337 (747 amino acids)
Biological process (GO): apoptotic process; regulation of MAPK cascade; cytoskeleton organization
Cellular component (GO): cytoplasm
Molecular function (GO): ATP binding; protein serine/threonine kinase activity
Source: RefSeq, a predicted model, not a curated record